This is a messenger RNA of Chanos chanos (milkfish), 1533 nucleotides long. It is a transcript of the gene chrna7a, whose product is annotated as cholinergic receptor, nicotinic, alpha 7a (neuronal). Bases 1 to 1533 code for a protein of 510 amino acids. The record is from RefSeq and is a predicted model, not a curated record. NCBI's taxonomy places the organism in Eukaryota, Metazoa, Chordata, Actinopteri, Gonorynchiformes, Chanidae. The transcript is spliced from 10 exons. Gene Ontology annotation, biological process: monoatomic ion transmembrane transport. Gene Ontology annotation, molecular function: transmembrane signaling receptor activity; acetylcholine-gated monoatomic cation-selective channel activity. Gene Ontology annotation, cellular component: postsynaptic membrane.
AUGCCCCGUAAAUACACUGCACAUGUGUACGUAGUUAUAUAUCUUUUAUCUUCAUAUUUUCUCUUAGUGUCACUACAAGGUGAUGCCCAAAGGAGACUGUACAGAGAUCUGAUGGCAAAUUACAACCCACUGGUACGACCAGUGUUCAAUGACAGCCAUUCUCUCACAGUGAAUUUCAGCUUCAGUCUGAUGCAGAUCAUGGAUGUGGAUGAGAAGAAUCAAGUUCUAACAACUAACAUAUGGUUACAGCUGUACUGGUAUGAUUACUACCUUCAGUGGAAUGUCUCUGAUUAUCCUGGUGUGACAAGUGUGAGGUUUCCUGAUAGCCAGAUUUGGAAACCUGACAUUUUGCUCUAUAACAGUGCAGAUGAAAGGUUUGAUGCCACCUUUCACACAAAUGUCCUGGUUAGUUCUUCUGGUGCCUGCCAGUACAUGCCACCAGGAAUCUUUAAGAGCACCUGUUACAUUGAUGUUCGCUGGUUCCCAUUUGAUGUUCAGAGGUGUGACCUGAAGUUUGGUUCCUGGACAUAUGGGGGUUGGUCUCUAGACCUCCAGAUGAUCGAGGCUGACAUAACUGGUUAUAUAGCCAAUGGAGAAUGGGAUCUUGUGGAGGUUCCAGGGAGGAGAAAUGAGAGGUUCUAUGACUGCUGUAAGGAACCGUAUCCAGAUGUCACAUUCACCGUAGUGAUGCGGAGACGAACAUUGUACUAUGGGCUGAAUCUGCUCAUCCCCUGUGUUCUCAUCUCCACACUGGCCCUGCUGGUGUUCCUACUACCAGCAGACUCUGGGGAGAAGAUCUCUCUUGGGAUAACUGUGCUGCUGUCAUUGACAGUCUUCAUGCUCUUGGUAGCAGAAAUAAUGCCAGCAACAUCUGACUCAGUGCCAUUAAUAGCUCAGUACUUUGCUACCACUAUGGUCAUUGUUGGCCUGUCUGUGAUAGCCACAGUUUGGGUCUUGCAGUAUCACUACCAUGAUCCUGAUGGAGGAAAAAUGCCCACAUGGACCCGUGUAGUACUGUUGAACUGGUGUGCCUGGUUCCUGAGGAUGAAACGGCCAGGGGAGGACAGAGUCCGUUCAGCCUGCCACAACAAACAGCCACGUGGCAGCCUCUCCAGCGUGGAUUUCAACGUCAGCACGGGAGCACCCCAGUCCACCAACGGGAACAUGCUCUACAUUGGAUUCCGUGGCAUGGACAGCAUACAUUAUGCCACCUCCCCUGAUUCGGGAGUUAUCUGCAGUCGACUGAUGGGUGCAGGAGAGGAGGAUGCCUUACUUCCUGGGGCGCCGGCCUCCACAGUGAGCAGUGGAGACACAGAACUUUCAAAAAUUUUGGACGAGGUGAGGUACAUUGCCAAGCGUUUCCGGGACCAAGAUGAAGAAGAAUCUCUGUGCAAUGAGUGGAAGUUUGCUGCCUCCGUUAUUGACCGUCUUUGCCUCAUGGCCUUCUCUCUCUUCACCAUCCUCUGCACCAUUGGCAUUCUCAUGUCCGCCCCAAACUUUGUGGAGGCUAUCUCCAAAGACUUCUUCACCUAG